CACAGCUUUACCGCCAGAUGUUUCUUGUUUUCCGCUUCGUCCGAGCCCCACUCCGCCCACUUCUGAACCACGCCCGCCGAGUGACCUCGUUUUGGUCAGAUACAUAAAAUCAUGCGUCGUCUACUGACUAAUUCUAGAAAUCCCGAAACAACGGAUUUUCGUGUCAAUGAAACAGUGGUUUCAGCGAUCCCAAGCCUUACAGCAGGGCCUAAAAGUGUUCAGUUUUCAAAUCGGGUAGAAGUUGUGAUGGUUGAUGCGGAGAAUGAGGUGGAUAACAAUAUAAACACACCAGCAUCCGAACAACGUCGUAACUCGACAAGUGGUCGCCGCCCAUCGUUUUUGUCUCAAGUUCGUGAUCUCAUCCAUCCACGCACCGGAAGUCUAGGAGCCAGUAUGUUCCGUCGUCCAGAAGCCACAAGACGUGUACAGGUGGCUGAGUGCAACGUGGAAGCGGUUUACGAUCUUCGAGACAAACAUGCACACUUCUACGAUGAUGACAAUGGAUUCCGAAGACCGCGAUCCAAUAGUUCGGAUUUGUUGAUUCUGAGGAAAACGUCUCGUCCGAUCUCGUUCAAUGUCGUUGGAGUUAUUGAUCAAAAAACGGAUCCCUAUCAUCAGUACAUGUCAGUCGUGGAUGUGUAUGAACUUUGCCCAAACAACUCAAAAGUGAUCAUUAUUGAUGCAUCGACUCCUACUACCCGGGCAUUCAGAAUCAUGAGAGAUCACAACAUCACAACUCUAAUCGUUUGGGAUACCAGUGAUGCUCGUCAUGUGAAGAGAAACAUUCUAACUCUCACUGAUUGCCUUAAUGCGAUCCGAAACGAAACACCACCGGCAGAUGGUCAAGUUCUCAGAGCUUCGGAUAUCUUGAGUGGAAAUCAACUGGUCAGUGUCUCAAUCUCGUCGAAAAUUCUGGAUCUUUGCGAGGAACUUCAUCAGAAUCGUCUGCAUCGAGUCGUGGUCUUGGAUGAUGCGAAAGAAGUUGUCAACAUCAUUUCUGUUCGACGUGUCAUCGCAGCAAUUCACAAGCAAAACAGAAGUCUUCACUUUGCACAGUGGCUGUCCAAAUCGAUUGGAAUGUCUGCCAUUGGAACAUGGGAGAAUGUUGCAGUGAUUUCUCAGAAUGAAACCGUAUACAGAGCUAUGGAGGAUAUGUUAGGAUUCCAUUAUUCCGCGCUUCCAGUCGUCGAUUCCAAGCAAAAUGUGAUCGGCGUUAUCACGAAGACAGAUAUUUGCAAGGCACUUCCACGUAACUUCAUCGAACCAAAGCGUUGGCUUCAGGAGACUAAAGUGUCUGAUAUUCUUCACAUCUGUAAGAGUCAAAUACUGAUCUCGUCGGCUGACAGCGUUGGGCAGGUUCUAGACACAUUACUCGCAGGAGACACACAAAGUGCAUUCGCUAUUCACAAUGGAAAGGCGAUUGGUGUGAUUUCUCUAACAGAUUUCCUAUCACACAUUCUUCGUUCUCCAUUGGCAACAACUGAUGAAGAACCAUCACAGGAGCCAGCGAUGCCACCCACUCCGGAAUCCAAUUCGAGCAGCACUGAAAAUGUCUGCAGCAAGCUGAAGAAUCUUUAGAUUUUCCCAAUAAAUAUUCCCCGUUUUAUCCAUGCAUUUUCUCGAUUUCCGUUGUUCCAUUCAUUAUUUAUCCCGAUUCCUCGUUUAAAAUAAGUAGAAUUUCAACCGUUUCCUAGCUUUUUUCUCCCAGUUAAUCUUCAUCGUUUCGCUCAAUGUUUACCAUUUUCCUGUAAUAAUCAUAUUCUUGUUUUUUUUUUUGGUUUUUCCGCAUCAUUUCGGUCCCAUUUUUCUCUUCUUACAACACCUAGAGCUUUACUGCUACCUCUUGGGGAUAAUUUGUAACCCCAAAUUUCACUUUUCAUGCCUCCUGACAAAUCACAUGCACUUCCAUAAUAAUGUACUUAUUUUCUCGGUUUCUUCUGUUCCUUCUUUUCCUGUUUCAAAUUGAUGUUUCCCCCGAUUUUCAACUGUUCUUGAAUUCUGAAGUUGUUCCUUCUUCAAAUGAGUAUUUAAAACAAUGUGUUGUAGAGUGAUUAUUUUCAGAACAAAAUGAUAUCUGAAGUU
This is a messenger RNA of Caenorhabditis elegans, 2082 nucleotides long. RefSeq names its product CBS domain-containing protein (gene aakg-5). The transcript is spliced from 4 exons. Lineage: Eukaryota; Metazoa; Nematoda; Chromadorea; Rhabditida; Rhabditidae. The record is from RefSeq and is marked reviewed. The coding region runs from base 112 to 1578 and encodes 488 amino acids.